Danio aesculapii is the source of this 2950-nucleotide messenger RNA. It is a transcript of the gene hinfp, whose product is annotated as histone H4 transcription factor. Gene Ontology annotation, biological process: anatomical structure development; regulation of transcription by RNA polymerase II. The transcript is spliced from 10 exons. Gene Ontology annotation, molecular function: DNA-binding transcription factor activity, RNA polymerase II-specific; RNA polymerase II cis-regulatory region sequence-specific DNA binding. The coding region runs from base 120 to 1586 and encodes 488 amino acids. The record is from RefSeq and is a predicted model, not a curated record. NCBI's taxonomy places the organism in Eukaryota, Metazoa, Chordata, Actinopteri, Cypriniformes, Danionidae.
GAUGAUUUCUGAUUGGCCUCUUUAAUUUCUGGCCAAAAAAGUGAGGAAAUGUUUCAAGUAUUCGCCAAAGAGGACUGGAGGACCACACGUUGUGCUUUAUAUUCAGUUUUAUAUGCUGUAUGAUGCCCCCGUCAGCCAAACGAGGCCUGCGCAGAGAGGAGCUGCAGAUGGAGCUCGCCUGUGAAUGGGGCUCGUGUCAGGAGACGUUUGACAGGAUGCAGGACUUCUGCCAGCAUGUGGAGAACCACUAUAAAGUCACAGUGGACAGCAAGACAGACUUUCCAGAAGAGGAGCAUAACUGCCUGUGGCGAGACUGUGGCUUCUGCUCAGUGGAAGGAGAUGAAGAGUUUCUCAGACACAUAUUCUUCCAUUGCUACCACACCAAGUUGAAGCAAUGGGGUCUUGCUAUACUUAAAAGCCACAGCGACAUGGGUGCCUGCUCCGUCGGCCUCCACAACCGCAACAUCGUUCCUGAGGUCCAAGAGAACUUCCUCUGCCUUUGGGAGCACUGUGAGAUGUCAAUGGAUAAUCCAGAGUGGUUCUACAGGCAUGUAGAGAUGCAUGCCCAAUGUCUAGAGGCCAACGAAGAGAACGUGUUGUUUUGUGGCUGGAAAGACUGCGAGGCGUCUUUCAAGGGCAGGUUUAAGCUGCGAGAGCACAUGCGCAGUCACACACAGGAAAAGCUGGUUGCGUGUCCCACCUGCGGAGGAAUGUUCGCCAACAACACAAAAUUCUUUGACCACAUUCGACGGCAGACCUCCAUAGAAGGUCAAAGAUUUCAAUGUUCACACUGCUCUAAACGUUUCGCCACUGAGAGGCUGCUGCGAGACCACAUGAGGAAUCAUGUAAAUCAUUAUAAAUGUCCUCUAUGCGAAAUGACCUGUCCGUCGCCAUCCUCAUUGAGAAACCACAUCAAGUUUCGGCAUUCCAACGAGAAGCCUUACAGCUGUGACUACUGCGAGUACAGCUGUAAAAACCUGAUAGACUUGAGGAAGCAUUUAGACACUCAUAGCAGUGAGCCAGCAUAUCGUUGUGAUUUUCCUGAUUGUGACUACUCCACCCGCUCCUUUUACUCCAUCAAGAACCACUACAAACGUGCUCAUGAGGGAGACUACACUCCCCGCUAUAAGUGUCAUGUUUGUGAGCAGUGUUUCACCCGAGGGAAUAACCUCACAGCCCACUUACGCAAGAGACAUCAGUUCAAAUGGCCGUCAGGACAUCCCAGGUUCAGGUAUAAGGAGCAUGAAGAUGGGUUCAUGCGUCUACAGCUGAUCCGCUACGAGAGUGUGGAGCUCACCGAGCAGCUGAUUCGGGAGCGUCAGGGGGAAGGGGACAGCAGCGAGUCCAGCCAGCAGAAUGUCCAUCCUGGCGAGGAUUUGGAGGAGACCCCAGAGCCCCUCAGCGCCAUUACGGAAGCAAAAUCAAGAAAGGAUGAAACGGAGGUCUGUAGGACACAGGAUAAUUCAGAAAGUGUGUUUUUGGUUUUAUCUGCUGGCACCUCUUCAGAAACAGACUCUAUAAGAGAGGGGUCGGUGAUGCGGCAGCUGCAGGACACUGCCCAACAGCUGGGCAUGGAGGUGGUUUAACUGCGCCACACAUUACUGGAACUCAAGAAGUCAAUAAAGAGGGACGUCAGGACAUUCCAGUUAAAUCUGUGACACAACUUACUGUACUUAUGAGGCAAACGGGGGACCAAUGCUGGAAUAGAGUGUGUUUGACAAAGCAAGCACAUUGAACACCGCACUGGACAGAACAUGUAAAGCUCCACGAAGGUGAUUAAAGGGAUAGUUUAUCCCAAAAUGAAAAAUUCUGUCAUAGUUUCUGACCAUUAGGUCGUUCCAAUUCUGUGCUUUUAUUGUGCUGAACACAAAAGACGAUAAUCAAACAGAUCUCACCAGUCAUUUACUGCUGUAUAAUUAGAAAAUAAAUACUAUGGGAGUAAAUGGGUGGUUCUUUGACGUUCUUCCAAAUAACUUCCUUUCUGUUCACAAGUACACAAAAGACAUGUAUGCUGGAUUGGAACUACCUGAGAGUGAGUAGACUAUGAUAGAACUGAAUUUUUAUCAAUUAAAGGCAUAGUUUGCUCAAUCAUUUUCUCACUCUCAUGUUUCAAACCUUAUUAUUUAAUCUUUCAUGAAGCACAAAUGAGCUGUCUUUUCCAUUCAAUAAAAAUUAAUGGUAAUUUAGCUUGCCAUGGUUCAAACACAGCAAAAAGCACUAUUAAAGAUAAUACAAAUAAAAUACAAAUAAACUGUAUGCUACUGCAGGUAUUUAUACAUGUUUUAUCUUUUUUGAAGAAUAAACCAGUUUCCUUGAACGGGAAAACCCACAAUAAAGGUCAUGUUGUGAUUGUGUUUCACGGAAGAAAGGAAAUAAAGGGUUGAAAUACUAUAUAUGGGGUGAUUAAAUGACAAUUUUCAUUUUGGGCUUACCUAUCCCUUUACAGGUGAGAAAAAAGAAAAGGUGAAUGGAAAUGUUUAAUCCUGCUGAACAGCUUAAUCAGCUUUCUUUAGCUCUGCAGGUUCAGUCUCAAUGUGAAGAUUUCAAAAUGGAUCUCUGUGGAGAACUCUUUAUUGUGUAUAAUUUUAUACAGUAAAUAGUGAAUUGCUUGUUGUGAAGUUGUACUGGAAGUGCUUUUGAACUGACUACCAUGCCUGUUUAAUUUAUUUUUCAGCUUUAUAUUGAGGUCAGGUUUUUGCGGUUUGUAUUUUCGAAGGAAAGCACAUUGUGGAGGAUGAUUCCAGUUCCUAGCACUUUUUUAUUGAAGUAAAAGUAAUGUUACUUUAACAUUUCACUGCCUCUAAAAUAGUUUUGGCUACUUUCACUAAUGUUAAACGUUUUCAUUUUAUUUGCUAUCAAGUUCUAAAAAUCUAAUAGGGAACCAACAAUUCACAGACGAUACUACGUGACCAAAUUUCAAUUGAAAUAAACAAAGGCAGAUAUUUCAGUA